AAGAAGAAAGGCAAGGCAGGAAACGAAUGGGAAUCACAGCAACCCCACCCUUGGUAUAAGUUUUUCUUUCAAUGCCAUACAGUCAAUGUUUCUUCAUCAUUUUCUGAGAAGGCAAACAAGGGGUUGGAGAGAGACUCUUGAUGAUGAUUUUAGCAACGCAAAAGGCUUGCUUGGUUGAGUGCAUGUACAAAGAAAACUAGCAAAGUGAUAGAGAGAAAGUUAAAAGGAAAAGAAAAAAAAACAAGAAAAAGUUUCUCCUUUUUUCUUUCUUUCUUUCUUUCUUUGUUGUGUUUCUGUGGGGUUGAGUUUCUUUUUUUUGAAGGAUCAAAGAGGCGUAUGAAAAUUGAAGUAGCAAGCUCAUCAUCAGCAACAACAGUGCAAUUAAUCAAAUAAAUGAUGGCAGCUGGAAACCCUAGCUGGUGGAGCAUGAAUCCACCAUCUCAACAACAUUCUUCUAAUAUGUUUACUGCUCCAACAUCCCCAUCUCUCCACUCUCCUCAGUAUGUUGUUGGAUCUUCUACUGCUCUUCUUCCUAAUUAUUUGCCUGAUCAUUUCCAAGAAUUUCCCGUACAGUCAUGGAGCCAACUACUCCUGGGAGGAUUAUAUGGUGAAGAAGUAAGGUUUGGCCCAAGUCAUUAUCAGCCUAAAAAGUUGGAAAUUUGGGAAAGCCAAAUCCUAAACCCAUCUCCAAGGGUUCCUUUGGUUAUUGACGUAAAGCAAGAGAUUACUCAAAAUAGCAACCUUUUGGGUCAUAGCAAUGAUGAAUUUCAAGCAUAUGCGGCUGCUCCGUCCCAAAUCAUGCCAGUUUCCCCUCCCAGAUCUUGCAUUACUAACUUAAGUAGUAAUAAUAUAUUAGAAUUGACUUACCACAAGGCGGUAGAUCAUGAAACGACUGUUAAUCAACCUGGCUUAAAUCAUUCUUCUGAGUGUAAUAGCAUAGCCACAGGUCGGGUAUGUAAGAAGGCUAGGGUUCAGCCAACUUCAAGUUCAAGACAACCACUUCUAAAUGUGAGAAAAGAGAAGCUGGGAGAUAGAAUAACAACACUUCACCAGUUAGUUUCCCCAUUUGGAAAGACUGACACUGCUUCUGUGUUGUUAGAAGUUAUUGGGUAUAUCAGAUUCCUUCAUGAUCAAAUUGAGGCUCUUAGCUCCCCUUACUUGGGUUCUGCAUCUCCAAACGUGAGAAACCAACAAUCUGAUAAGCCGGAGGACUUGAGGAGUAGAGGGCUGUGCUUGGUUCCUGUAUCAUGCACUACUCAUCAUGCUGAAACCGAUAACGAUGGUGCUCAGUACUGGGCACCGACUUUCGGGGGCGGCGGAAUUUAAAGUAGCCGAUGCUCAAGCGUUUAAUUUGCAGCAUCAGACUUUGAACGGGGGCGGAAGAAUGGAAUGGAAUGGAAUGGUAUAACAUAAUGAGCAGUCCAUCUGCUGAAAAAUCUUAAAGGGCUGAUUGCUCAUCAUGCUAUACUAUUGCAUUCUUUUCUAGUUCCACUGGUUGAAUGUGCAAUGCUUAUAUCAACUCUUCUUGUACCCUAUUCUUUUAAUAAUUCAUUUAGGGUACAUUGUAUUUUAAAUUACA
This is a messenger RNA of Hibiscus syriacus, 1579 nucleotides long. Its product is annotated as transcription factor bHLH68-like. The record is from RefSeq and is a predicted model, not a curated record. Bases 394 to 1326 code for a protein of 310 amino acids. Lineage: Eukaryota; Viridiplantae; Streptophyta; Magnoliopsida; Malvales; Malvaceae. Gene Ontology annotation, cellular component: nucleus. Gene Ontology annotation, molecular function: DNA-binding transcription factor activity, RNA polymerase II-specific; protein dimerization activity; RNA polymerase II cis-regulatory region sequence-specific DNA binding. The transcript has 7 exons. Gene Ontology annotation, biological process: regulation of transcription by RNA polymerase II.